Molecule: messenger RNA, 1261 nt
Organism: Striga asiatica
Lineage: Eukaryota; Viridiplantae; Streptophyta; Magnoliopsida; Lamiales; Orobanchaceae
Source: the annotation of a GenBank genome assembly
AAGUCCGACUUCCCCAAAAAAAGCCGAAAAACCUAUCUCCUGCCACCUUCAAGAAGAGCGGAAAGGAGAUCUAUGGCGGCGCAGAGCCAUUCGAGAUGGUCGCUUUCCGGCAUGACCGCCAUUGUCACCGGUGGCACCCGUGGAAUUGGGUACUCCUCUUUUUGCCCCGUCUUUUUAUCUUCUCUUCUCACGGCGCUUCAAAUCUUUAUUGCAUAUAAACUGUUUGUGAUAAUGUCCACUAGAUACGCAACUGUUGAGGAGCUUUCUGCAAUGGGUGCAGCUGUGUACACUUGUUCGAGAAACGAAGAGGAGCUCAAUAAGCGGUUGAAGGAAUGGGAAUCUAAGGGGUUCAAAGUUUGUGGAUCCGUCUGCGACGCGUCUUCUAGAGAGCAGAGAGUGCAGCUCAUGGAGAAAGUGUCCUCUGUUUUCGAUGGCAAGCUCAACAUUCUUAUAAAUAAUGUUGGGACUAACAUAAGGAAGCCAACUGUUGAUUAUACUGCCGAGGAAUAUUCUACUCUCAUGGCUACAAACUUAGAGUCCUCUUACCAUUUGUGCCAACUCGCGCAUCCUCUUCUUAAAGCCUCUGGAAACAGCAGCAUCGUGUUCAUUUCCUCUGUUGCUGGUUUGGUUCACUUGUUUUCUGGAUCUAUUUAUGGAUCCACUAAAGGAGCAAUUAAUCAGCUUACCAAAAAUUUAGCUUGUGAGUGGGCAAAAGAUAACAUUAGGGUGAACAGUGUUGCCCCCUGGUACAUCAAAACCUCUCUUGUGAAAUCUUUACUCGAAAACAAAGAAUUUUUGGACCGUGUAAUAUCUAGAACUCCUCUCAAGCGUCCUGGAGAGCCCGAAGAAGUCUCAUCGAUGGUUGCUUUUCUUUGUCUUCCAGCUGCUUCUUAUAUUACGGGUCAGAUUGUAUGUGUGGAUGGAGGAAUGACUGUGAAUGCGUUCCCUCUCGACAUCUAAAUUUGAGUCUGUUGUUUAUGAGGCCGUCAGUACGAAUAAGAGUGACCGCAGUUGUAUAAAGCUUUAAGUGCUGCACUAUUUCUUUGCUUUCCAUUGUUGUACAUUUUCCUUGCUUUUCAAUGUUCAAACCAAUUUGGCUUGCAAAUUUGAUUGCCUGAGAUUCCUUCUCAUUAUGUGGAGAAUGAGAUGAUGUAUUAUUGGGGUCCGGGGUGGAUAAAACCAACCCCGCAUAUUUUUUAGAUUCUUUUAAAAAUAAGUUUUGGAAAUAUAAUUUGAAAAAUAGAAAGAGUUUACAUGUGGG